Molecule: messenger RNA, 758 nt
Organism: Neodiprion fabricii
Lineage: Eukaryota; Metazoa; Arthropoda; Insecta; Hymenoptera; Diprionidae
Product: hemolymph lipopolysaccharide-binding protein-like
Exons: 3
Coding region: 165-758 (197 amino acids)
Source: RefSeq, a predicted model, not a curated record
UGAUAAAACACCUAAUCGGGAGUUUCAGUAAUCGUAAUGAGUUACUGGUUGGAAUAGUCUUGAAGCGUUGUUGUAGCUUUCGUUAUUAUAGCCCCCUCCGUCCAAACUGUCAGUGAAUUAAAAGACUUUGAGAUCAGUGAUUGAACAUCGACUGAGUAUCAUCCAUGGCGAUCAUCCUUUUUUUGAUUCAAGUAUUGCCUUGUAUCACAUUGAUACUGGCGCAGCCGCAAUAUCCUAACGUCAAUAUAAACAUUUUGUAUCAACCAUACGACGCAGCUUAUAACGCGAAUCUGCCCGCAUCGCCGCCGUGUUUACUGCGAGGCCAAUCAGUCACCAAAAGAGAUGACUACACGUACACGUCGGGUAUCGGUGGCUACAAAGUUCACACGCGAGCGGUUCUAUGGAACGAAGCUCGAAUCACUUGCGAAGAGGAAGGUGGGCAUUUGGCUAUAUUUAACUCCGUAGCCGAAGCAAAUGCGGUAACUCAGCUGUACAAGAAGUCGCCGGCUAUCACUGGAUCACCUCUACCACAGUUUGCUGGCAUUGGGUUUCACGACCUUUAUCGCGAAGGUCAAUACGUUACAAUUCACGGUCAGACGUUGGCGAAAGCUGGAUUCACGCAAUGGGCGCCUGGACAACCAGAUAAUAUAUACGACGGAAAGCCGGAAAAUUGUGGAUCCUUGGACAAAAAUGGGGGACUUAACGAUAUUGGUUGCGAUGUUCCAAUUGGUUUUGUAUGCGAGCUGCCAGCCUAUUGA